CCAUUCAUCUUCAACACUACUCAACAAGUAGUCAAACCCUUCUUCUUUAUCUCUCUUCACCAUUGACCAUGGCUUCCUUCGUGGCUCGGCUCACUCUGGCUCUGAGCUUCAUAGCCCUCGCCUUAGCCGGCUACUCUCUCUUCCAAAACACACUCUCAUCCCCCACUCACACGCUCAUCCCCACUUGGCUCGACAACACAUUCGACUCCGCCGACGUCCUGUCUUACCUCGGCUUCGGAAAAUCCUCCGGCAGGCUUUCCGACUCAAACUGCGUGUUCUCAGCCGUUAAGGAAAUCGUCGACGCCGCCAUAAAUGCCGAGACUCGCAUGGGCGCCUCCCUUAUCCGCCUCCACUUCCAUGACUGCUUCGUCGACGGCUGCGAUGGAGGAAUCCUCUUAAAUGACACAGCCAAUUUCACCGGAGAACAAGGUGCACCGGCCAACAGCAACUCCGUCAGAGGCUUUAGUGUAAUAGAUCAGGCAAAACGGAACGCCCAAACUAAAUGCGCCGACACACCUGUAUCCUGUGCAGACGUCUUAGCCAUUGCUGCUCGUGAUGCUUUUAGAAAAUUCACGAACCAAACGUACAAUAUAACGUUAGGAAGACAGGACGCAAGAACGGCGAACUUCACCGGAGCUAACACCCAACUUCCGGCGCCGUUCGACAACCUGACCAUACAAACGAGGAAGUUCGCCGACAAGGGUUUUAACCAGAGAGAAAUGGUGGUCCUGGCCGGAGCACACACGGUGGGAUUUUCCCGGUGCGCGGUUCUGUGCACGAGCACAAACCUGAAUCAGAACAGGUCGGCGACUCUGCAAUGCACCUGCCCUGCAAGCGCGAACGACACGGGCUUGGUCGGACUAGACCCGUCGCCGGGGACAUUUGACAAGAAAUACUUCGAGGAGCUAGUGAAAGGUCAAGGGCUGCUGUUUUCCGACCAAGAGCUGAUGCAGAGCAACGCGACGGUGACGGCCGUUAGGAGGUACAGGGAUGCCACCGGCGCUUUCCUCACGGACUUCGCCGCCGCCAUGGUGAAGAUGAGCAAUUUGCCGCCCUCCGCCGGAGUUCAGCUCGAAAUCCGCAACGUUUGCAGCCGGGUCAAUUAAGUCUAUAUGUAAAAAUUUGUGAUUUUCCCCCUUUGGUCAUUCUGCCUUUUGUGAAGACUGGAGUGCUGUAUCAGGAGAUGUGUGUAAACUUCACACUUGGAAUGUGAGGAUUUUCACCUGUUUAGGAAAUAAACAAAUGAAAUAAUCUUAAUCUGGCUUUGUUUCUGAUGAAAUUAAAGCAAUUUACUUCUGUUUUAGUU
Messenger RNA from Ipomoea triloba (trilobed morning glory), 1306 nucleotides. RefSeq names its product neutral peroxidase. The record is from RefSeq and is a predicted model, not a curated record. Gene Ontology annotation, biological process: response to oxidative stress; hydrogen peroxide catabolic process. The transcript is spliced from 3 exons. Gene Ontology annotation, molecular function: heme binding; peroxidase activity. Bases 69 to 1106 code for a protein of 345 amino acids. NCBI's taxonomy places the organism in Eukaryota, Viridiplantae, Streptophyta, Magnoliopsida, Solanales, Convolvulaceae.